Dioszegia hungarica is the source of this 894-nucleotide messenger RNA. Its product is annotated as kinase-like domain-containing protein. The record is from RefSeq and is a predicted model, not a curated record. Gene Ontology annotation, biological process: regulation of G2/M transition of mitotic cell cycle; regulation of gene expression; signal transduction. Gene Ontology annotation, molecular function: cyclin-dependent protein serine/threonine kinase activity; ATP binding; cyclin binding. Lineage: Eukaryota; Fungi; Basidiomycota; Tremellomycetes; Tremellales; Bulleribasidiaceae. The coding region runs from base 1 to 894 and encodes 297 amino acids. Gene Ontology annotation, cellular component: cytoplasm; nucleus; cyclin-dependent protein kinase holoenzyme complex. The transcript has 8 exons.
AUGUCGCUCGAGAACUACACCAAGCUGGAGAAGGUCGGAGAAGGGACAUACGGUGUCGUCUACAAAGCCAAAGAUAUCCGGAACAACACCUUUGUCGCGCUCAAGAAGAUCAGGCUGGAGGCGGAAGAUGAAGGCGUACCGAGCACGUCUAUCCGGGAGAUCAGUCUGCUGAAGGAACUGAGUAAGGAUGAUAACAUUGUCAAACUGCUCGAUAUCGUUCAUUCAGACUCCAAGCUGUACCUGGUCAUGGAGUUCCUGGAUAUGGAUUUGAAGAAGUAUAUGGAUACCGUCGGGGAUAAGGAUGGACUGGGACCCAAUAUGGUCAAGAAAUUCACAUAUCAGCUCGUCAAGGGGUUGUACUACUGCCACGCCCACCGCGUCCUGCACCGGGAUCUCAAACCUCAGAACUUGCUCAUUGACAAGACAGGAAAUCUGAAGAUUGGAGAUUUCGGUCUGGCAAGGGCAUUCGGCAUCCCCCUCCGUACCUACACACACGAGGUUGUCACGCUUUGGUAUCGCGCCCCGGAAGUCCUCCUCGGCUCCCGACACUACUCAACAGCCAUCGACAUGUGGUCCGUCGGGUGCAUUUUCGCAGAGAUGGCUAUGCGCCAGCCGCUCUUCCCUGGUGAUUCCGAGAUCGACGAGAUCUUCCGUAUCUUCCGUGUCCUCGGUACACCAAACGAGUCCAACUGGCCCGGAGUGAGCGCGCUGCCCGACUACAAGGCUACAUUCCCCCAAUGGAGCGCGACGUCCCUCCGCGCGGCCGUCAAGGGGCUGGACGAGACUGGACUGGAUCUGCUCGCUAGCACGCUGGUAUAUGACCCCGCAGGGCGGAUCUCCGCUAAACGCGCAAUGAACCAUCCGUACUUUGCCUCGGCGGUCGGUCUCAUCUAG